Aureobasidium namibiae CBS 147.97 is the source of this 1590-nucleotide messenger RNA. RefSeq lists its product as uncharacterized. The record is from RefSeq and is a predicted model, not a curated record. The transcript has a single exon. NCBI's taxonomy places the organism in Eukaryota, Fungi, Ascomycota, Dothideomycetes, Dothideales, Saccotheciaceae. The coding region runs from base 1 to 1590 and encodes 529 amino acids.
AUGGCAUACCUUACUCAGCAACACACUUACCCAAUGCGGCCAACAAACAAAGAGCCCCAGUGGGCAACCGUCUAUGACGAUCUGUUCAGCCAAUACGUGGACAUUGACGCCGAUGACUUCCAAUUCGGCAGCAACAGUUCAGACGAAGCCUGCAGCAACAAUGAAACUCUCAGCUCGAUCGAGACCGACAGUGGCGAAAGCAGUACUUCCGAAGCAGCAGCCCGCCGUCUUUCAGAUGACUUUUGGGCCAGAACACUGGCGGUGCUGGAGGAGAGCGCUUCGUCUUUGGAACUGCAGCAGCAAGACAGCGGCAGAUCACAACAAAGAGAACAACACCAUCACACUCUUGCGCCAGCCGCCUCUUUCUACAACACAAAGAACACUCCUCAUGCGGAUUUUCUGAGUCUCGGUGGUUACCCCAGUCCACACAUCUCGACUGUUCCAUCUUCGCCAUCAGCAGACGCAGCGGCCAGGCGCCGAAGAGCAAACAAAUACCAACACGAACUUUCUGCAAAGACUCCUGAGAGACCUGUUGGCGUUACCAAAGCAUAUCGAUCAUCCAGCAAGUCACCAAAGAUGAUGUCGCCAUCGCGUUAUAGGGCAGGUGCUCCGGACGCUUGGGUAGAGAAUAUCUACCACACUCCCACCAGAAUGACUAGCAUGACUCUGCCUGUCAGAAGUACGCCCUUGACUCCCCCUUCCAGCGGAAGAAGUAAACCUGCAGCAAUCGGACUCGGUUUUCAAGGCUUCGGCACUCUCGACGCUUCCCCCUUCCAACCAUUCACAAACUACGACGAGCAAGCAUCACCCUUCUCGAGCACCUUCAACCAACAGAGCCUGCCUAGGCAGCUCUACAGCCCUGAAGCCUCACCUCUGACCAGCCCCAGCGUUGAACGCGGGAGCAUGGCAUUCACCGAAGAACCCACCGCCUUCCGCGAGAUCUACUACGAGCAGCAACCUUCAUUAGACUCGUACAACAAGUCCGCCUGGAGCGCAAACUCGUUUGGAGCAGAGGACAUCUACGAGCCCUCUCCGACGUUCAGCCCUUGGAUAGCAAGCGAGAAGAAAGAAGCAGAGUAUCAAGCUUCCCUCAACAACUUCCAAGUCCACAGUAGUCUGUUGCCCACAAGUUACGAUGAUCCUACCUUGGCUCCUGCGUAUAUGGAAACAACUUUGGCAGAAACCACACCUUACUACACCGCUGCCGCAUACCCUUCCACCACCAACAUCACAAGAAAAGAAUCACGUACACCCUCUCCAUCACGCAACCGCAUCACAAAGCGCAACUCUUCCUCGAAACCCCACAGCCGGAAAUCCAGCUCCGAGCACAAAUCAAGCAACAGUCGUGCAGCAAGCAAAUCCGGCGGUUUUGUAAACUACACGCCUUCAGACAGUGAAAAGCUACUCACCGGUGUUGCGCCAUCGGGCAGCAGCAAAACGAAAGCGAGAAGAGAGAGAGAAGCUGCGGAGAAGUGGAGGAGGUUCGGUCAAGCUGCUGCAAAGGCUGUUGCUGAGGCCGGUGGUGAGAUUGCUGCACCGGUGGCUGAUAUGUUGCUUGUUGAUGCUCAGGCGGGUGGACCUUGGGUUUAA